GACAGACUCGGACUUCCUGCCAGCACAAUGGGUAAGCUAAACAUCGCUCAUCAUAAAUCAUACCAUCCGUACAGGCUCGACAACAUUGAUCGUGUCCGUAAGGAUGAGGAAGAAGCUAGAGAUAAGGAGGCCAGGGAAGAGGACAGGCUGAUGUUGGCGGAUUCUGAGGCAAGGAUAGAGAAACUACGUGAUAGAGCUGGGUUGAAGGACGGUAAACGCAAGGAAAAGGAAGACGAUAUGGCUAUAAUAUCUGGUGGUUCAAGUUCUGCACAGUCGUCAUCGCUUCCUACCUCCAAAGGUCACAUUAAUUUGUUCGAGGACAUUGAAUUGCACGCACAGGUUACCAUGACACGGGCCUCCAAGAAGACAGAGGCGCAGCUAGAAGCAGAAAAGGGCGUACCACUUGCUCCGUCUGCAAAGGAUCUCAAGCCAUGGUAUUCUGAAAGAAGUCACGAACGCAAUAAGGAACCUGAGGAGGAAAAACAGGCCCGCGACUUGGCCUUCAAAAGUAGGAAUGACCCCCUCACGUCCAUCACCCACCAGCUAGCAUCUCGAUCUUCUACGAAUAAAUUCACUACUCGGUCUCGCCCACAGCCACGACCUAUCUUAUCCUCUUCAUCUUUCCCCGAUGACGUUAGUGCGCGCCUUUCGCGGGAGUCUUCAGAGCGUCAGCGUGCUCUUGAUCUCAUCCGGCGGAAAAAGAAGGAACUGGCAGGUAGCGAGACGCCCAGCACGGUGCAUGGGGGUAAUGACGAUCGAAAUAGCGGCUAUGGGGAUGUAUUCAAUAAAAGAGCAGUUGAAGAAGCCCAUAGAGGUCGAGAUAGAAGGUGGGGUGAAGAUGAUAGGCGACGAUAUCGGCCGAACGAAUGGCAGUGAGAUAGCGAGAGGCAAUGUCGCACAGAGCGUGGUGGUGUAUGUUGGAGGUGUAAUUUGAUUGGUAUGUAGCAUUACACGCGAUUACCUCUUUCGACUUUGUAUCUUCUAGACCAGCUUUUUCCAAGCCUGCAAUAUUACAUGAUUAUUAUAUCUCCUGGGAAAUACACUACUCUAUACCACGUUUCACCUGUCGCUCAUCCUUGCACAAUAUUAUCUCGUCGUCAGUGUCACACA
This is a messenger RNA of Serpula lacrymans var. lacrymans S7.9, 1110 nucleotides long. RefSeq lists its product as uncharacterized. The record is from RefSeq and is a predicted model, not a curated record. Bases 28 to 876 code for a protein of 282 amino acids. The transcript is spliced from 4 exons. NCBI's taxonomy places the organism in Eukaryota, Fungi, Basidiomycota, Agaricomycetes, Boletales, Serpulaceae.